UUAGAUUUUUAUCAGUUUCUCUGCGUUAUUAUAGGUAGGAAGUUGGAAGCCGCAACUAGAAAGCAUGGAGAACGUUCCAGAAUCUUCAUCCAAAGGCACCAAACGCCGUCGAACUGAUAAUCCCGAUGCCGCCGCCGGAAACACCUCAUCAUCACUCGAGAACGAUCUUACAUUCUCUGAUACUCUUAUUGCGCUUCGAAUCAUGCGAGCUCAAUUUCCCCAAAUUCACAAUGUUUCGGUUGAACCGUUUAUUUUGAAGUCUCAAUUGUAUAGCAGUGUGAAGGACAGAACACAAGUUGAUAGGGAAUUAGAGUCUCUAAGGAGGGAUAAAAUGCUUCGCCUUUUUAAAUUAAAUACUGGACAAGAUGAUCAUGCUGUAAUGUUUUUGGAUGAUUACCUAAAACAGAUAGAUCGUGUUGUUAAAAGAAUGGAAGGAAAGGUAGGAGCAGAAUGUGAAGUUUUUGAUUGGUUCAAAAGUCAUGUCCUAGAUUCAAAGCUAGAAACCGGCAUUGAACAUCAGGAGCUUUGCUCACUCUUGUCACUUGGGGGAAAGGUGAAGGACAACCACAUUUCCCUUCUAAUUAAUGCUGGCAUCCUUACCAGGCAACUUAUUGAUCCAAACAUGUAUUGGAUAGCAAUUCCAAAUAUUGGCUCACUUCUUAAGGGUCUUGUUCAGGGAAGGAAGGAAAUUAUUUCCCUUCUCAGCCGUCGUCAAUAUAAGGAAAUGAUGUUGGCUGUUUUGGAAAAGAAGCGUCUUCGAAUGUCCCCACUUGAUAUCAGAUUUCAUCUUCGUGAUUUAAUUGGUUCCGGUCAUCUCAGAAGUGACCAGACUCCAACUGGUAUAGUUAUCAGAGUCUCAAAAGAUUAGAGAUCCAGAAAGUCAAAGAUUUACUUGGAUCCAUGAAAUGAUUUGUCUGCUGCUUUUUUGCUCUUAAUUUUAAGAAGAGGUUUAGUUGCUUAAGCUUUGAAUAUAUAUUUUGCAUUUUUUAUUUAUAAAUGGAUAUAUAAUUGGUAUGUCACUUCAAAUGGCUGUCUUACAUAUAAGAGAACUGCAUAGAUGAAAUAUCAUAUUUUAUCCUUUAAAUUAUUAAGGAAACAAGUUUAAGACAUUUGGAAACGAAUUUCAUCAGCUGUCAACAUGGAGUAAUUGAAGCCAAUGUUACAGCUUACAGCUUACUUGAAGCGAUCUGACUAGUAUUUGUGUUCAUUGCAUUAUUAUUGGUGCUGUGCUUUAUUUAUGCCUAAAGUAUUUUUUUUCUUAAAAAUAUCCUUCUUUCUCAUA
Trifolium pratense (red clover) is the source of this 1282-nucleotide messenger RNA. RefSeq names its product serine/threonine-protein kinase 19. Gene Ontology annotation, molecular function: protein serine/threonine kinase activity. The coding region runs from base 65 to 868 and encodes 267 amino acids. Gene Ontology annotation, biological process: protein phosphorylation. The transcript is spliced from 9 exons. The record is from RefSeq and is a predicted model, not a curated record. NCBI's taxonomy places the organism in Eukaryota, Viridiplantae, Streptophyta, Magnoliopsida, Fabales, Fabaceae.